Molecule: messenger RNA, 3078 nt
Organism: Entamoeba invadens IP1
Lineage: Eukaryota; Evosea; Mastigamoebida; Endamoebidae
Product: protein serine/threonine kinase, putative
Exons: 1
Coding region: 1-3078 (1025 amino acids)
Biological process (GO): protein phosphorylation
Molecular function (GO): protein kinase activity; ATP binding
Source: RefSeq, a predicted model, not a curated record
AUGGUACUUCAAAUAAAAUAUUCUGUCAUGUUGAGUGUAAAAAACAAAAUAUUAGAAUACAGUGAACCUUUCUGUCCAUGUGACGACAAAGAAGACUGGUAUAUCACCCCACUUCAAAACGUAACUUCACUAUAUGUUGAAAUCGAUCCAACCAAAACAAGUUUAAAUACAAAUUUAAAAUAUAGUGAUGUGUUUUCAUCAGAAAGUGUUUCAAUUGGAAGCACACAAAUAUCAUUUUACAAAAGUGACAAUGUAAUUCUGGGUAUUUCAACAUUAAAAACAGUCGAUAUUAAUCUAUUUACAUUGACAAAGAUUGUUCUUGUAGUUUCAGAGACAAUAUUGACUUAUAAAGAUGAACAAUUCAACGCAGCAAUAAACACAAAUGAUAAUUUUAAAAUACUUGUUUUAAGAUGCACAAAUGGUGUAUACAACAAAACGUCUAAAAUGUGCGAAGACCCAACCUUUUGUGAUGAUGUGAAUUGUAAGUAUUGUCCCUUUAAUAAAAUUAAUUGUUUAUCUUGCAAAAAUCAAUUUGCUGUUGUUAACUCAAAAUGUGAACAAAUUGCAAAUUGUGAAUAUUCUAUAUCAAAUACAUGCUUUAAAUGUUCAACUGGUUUUUUAUUAAAAGAUAAUUUAUGUGUAAGUAAUGCGACUUGUUUACUUGUACAAUUGGAUGGAAUGUGCCAAAUAUGCAACACAAACAAUGGGUAUAUUAACAACAAUGGCAAGUGUGUAAAAAGUGAUUUUAACAGUGAAGUGAUAACAAACAUUAACACAAUUUCAUGUAAUAUGGGUUUUGUAUUAAACACAACAAAUUGUUUGAAGUGUAAUGAAUUAUACACAAAUUCUGAACUGUGUGAAAAUGGAAAAAUAACAAAAUGUGACAAUUCAAGUCAAAUGAACACUAACGGAAAGUGUGAAAACAUUAUUUGUGUAAAUCCUAAUGACCAAAACGGCAAAUGCACAACAAUGAUUGAUAAUUGUAUGCUACAAUCAAAUGAAAAAUGUAAUGAAUGUAAAAGUGAACAUGUUUUAUCUAAUAAUACAUGUAACAAUAUCAAAGAACAAAAUUGUAUUGUACAUAACAGUUUAAGGUGUUUAACGUGUGCUGAAGUUUUUUAUUUUGAUGAGUCAACAAAACAAUGUGUAAAUUGUAAUUCAAGUUGUUUGACGUGUUUUGAAGAAUCAACAAAGUGUCUCAGUUGUCCACAAAACAUGUAUUUGUCAAAUUACAAUUGCAACACAAAUGAAGACUUGAAAUUUACAUGUAACCAAUUUGCGAGUUUUGGAAGUGGUUGUGUUGUAUGUAAAGACGGGUAUUACAGAGUUGGUUUUGAUUGUUAUGAAUGUGAUCCAAAGUGUGGCACAUGCAAUAACAAAUAUAGUUGUCUCACUUGCAAUUCAACUAAUUACAAAACAAAUGGCGGUGACUGUUUGCCACAACGUAAUAUCAUUGGGUGUGCAAUAAAAGUUACACAAAGUGGGUGUUCAAAGUGUAAAGAUGGGUAUUAUACAGUCAACACAAACGAGUAUCAAAGGUGUGAUGACAACUGCUAUUCAUGUACAUUAUCAAGCAACAAAUGCACUUCAUGUAUUAAUUCACGUGUGUUAAUUGCAAAUGGAAGUUGUGUUGGUUUUUCACAAAUAGCAAAAUGUCAAGAAAUAACAAAAUUGAAAUGUUCAAAAUGUUCAUUUUGGAACGUCCCAAGUGAAGAUGGCGCAUCGUGUAAGUCACAAGCUGUUUGGUGGGUCAUUCUAGUUGUAGUCAUGUUUGUUCUGAUUGUGUUAUUUGUUUUGAUUGUGACAAUUGUCAUUGUAACUAAGAUUAUUUUUAACAAAAUUCACAAACACGAAAUAGAGAAGACAACGACACUCUUUGCAAUGAACAAAUCCAACAUUAAAUUUGUUACUCUUCAAGGUGGUGUCAGUGUUUCUAUUGAUCUGAUCGACUUAAAUUCAGACAUUGAACAAAUUGAAGUUAACAAAGAGACUCGGCAGGUGUUAUGUGUUGGAAACACAAACAAAAACACCAUCAAAAUUCAAUUUACAAUAUCAUCUAACAUCACAAAGUUUACAAUUCGUGUUGACCCAGAAGUUGUCACACUUAAAAAUGGCUUUGCAUGUGAGUUUUCUGUAAAUAUCAAACCGUUGUGUUCUUGCAAAAUCAACAGCACAAUCCAAUUAAUUUCUAAAAAUUUCAAAACAAACGCAGAGAAAUACAAUAAAAUAUCACUUGUUGGUGUGACACAACAAUCAACAAGAAUUGAUUAUGAUGAAUUAAGUGAAGACAAGAAAAUUGGUGAAGGAUCUUUCGGAGUUGUGUACCAAGGAAGUUUUAGAGGAAAUAUCGUUGCAAUUAAAAAGAUGAAAACUAUUUUUAAUGAUACCAAGUCAAUGGUAGAAUUCAACAAUGAAGUUUCCAUGUUAGAUAAAUUCCGCAGUAAAUAUAUCGUUCACUUUUAUGGAGCUGUUUUUAUACCAAGCAAAGUGUGUAUGGUUACUGAAUUUGCACAAUACGGGUCGUUACAAGAUUUGAUGAAACACAAAACAAGUGAUGAAGUUGAUAUGAACCUGAGGAUAAAAAUUAUGACGGAUGCGGCAAAGGGAAUAUCAUAUUUGCAUGAAAAUGGGAUACUGCACAGAGACAUCAAACCAGACAACAUUCUUGUGUUAUCACUCGAUUCAAAUGAAAACGUGAAUGCAAAAUUGACUGACUUUGGGUCAAGUAGAAAUAUCAAUUUGUUAAUGACAAAUAUGACAUUCACAAAAGGUGUUGGAACACCAAAGUAUAUGGCGCCCGAAAUCUUGAACAAAGAGAAAUACAAGAAACCAGCUGAUGUCUAUUCGUUUGGUGUUUCUUUGUUUGAAUGUGUGACAUGGAAAGAACCAUAUCCCAAAAUACGAUUUAAGUUUGCAUGGGACAUUGUCGACUUUGUUGCAAGUGGAAAACGCCUGAAAAAAAUAUUUCAUAUGAAAAAAGACAUAUACGACAUCGUGAACGAUAUGUGGUGUCAAGAUGUCUACAAAAGACUCGGAAUCAAUGAUGUUGUCACUAAACUUGAAAGCAUUAAUUAUUAA